AUGGCGAAUACCCGUUCGACAUAUGGGAAUGUCAACAAUAAAAGCGAUUUUAAUGUAGACGAGAUCAUUGUCAAAAUCCUAAAUAUAGGAUCGAUUGGAACCAAUUUCGAGGCGAUCAUAUCAACAAAACACCUAUUUUCUUUGUUGGAUGUCGUCAAAGAUGUCUUCAUGAAACAAGGAGUAAUGCUGGAACUCGAAGCACCUGUCAAAAUCUGUGGCGACGUUCAUGGACAGUAUUCCGAUGUGCUUCGUCUGUUUGAUCGAGGUGGUUUCCCUCCACUCGUCAAUUAUCUCUUCCUCGGUGAUUACGUCGAUCGUGGACCACAGAGUCUUGAAGUCGUUUGUCUGUUCUUGGCCUACAAAGUUAAGUUUCCCGGAAAUUUCUUCAUGCUACGUGGCAAUCAUGAGUGCGGAUCGAUUAAUCGUGUCUAUGGAUUUCUAGACGAAGUUUGUAGGAAAUACGGACCGAAAGUGGGGGCAGGACUGUGGAACACUUUCCAGUACACCUUCUCUUGUAUGCCAAUGACUGCUCUUGUUUCUGGAAAGAUUCUUUGUAUGCACGGAGGGAUCAGCUGCAAAAUGAAGAACUUGAAUCAGCUUCGAAAGAUUGCUCGUCCACAACUGGAAGUUCCAAAUCCAAGCAUGGAAAUUGACAUUCUGUGGUCAGAUCCAGAUACCACUAUUGAUGGGUUUGACGACAGUACAAGAGGCGUCGGACAAGUUUUUGGAGAAGCCGCUCUCAAAUCUGUGAUGUCAAAUUUGGGAGUGGAGUUGGUGGCACGUGCUCAUCAGGUUGUUCAAGAUGGAUACGAAUUCUUUUGCAAGAAGAGACUCGUCACCAUCUUCUCAGCUCCUCAUUAUUGUGGAGAAUUCGAUAAUGCUGCUGCCAUGAUGAAUGUUGAUAAAAACUUGACAUGUUCAUUCCAGAUCAUGCGACCAGUGAGAAAAGAUGUCUCCAAAAAGGACGAAAAUAACUGA
Messenger RNA from Caenorhabditis briggsae, 978 nucleotides. The transcript is spliced from 5 exons. Lineage: Eukaryota; Metazoa; Nematoda; Chromadorea; Rhabditida; Rhabditidae. Bases 1 to 978 code for a protein of 325 amino acids. The record is from RefSeq and is a predicted model, not a curated record. Gene Ontology annotation, molecular function: protein serine/threonine phosphatase activity. Gene Ontology annotation, cellular component: cytoplasm; nucleus.